This is a messenger RNA of Trichoderma atroviride IMI 206040, 2866 nucleotides long. The record is from RefSeq and is a predicted model, not a curated record. NCBI's taxonomy places the organism in Eukaryota, Fungi, Ascomycota, Sordariomycetes, Hypocreales, Hypocreaceae.
AUGCGCGGCAUCGUGCCUCACUCAGUGGCGCUAAUAUGCCUAUCUUUAUCCGCGUACUUUCUGUCCGCAAGAUACUACACCAGUGCUUCUUUUGAACGCCCAGUCCACUUCUCAGUCAUCACUCUUCUGGUAACUGGACUAUCUUUGCUGGCCUAUACGUAUUAUCAGAGUCGUCGAGGUGACUACCAAACCCUCACUGUCAUCGCAAACCACAAGAGUUCAAUAGAUGUUGUUCAACCCACAAGCACGGUAGUCAAGUUUGCAUUUCUACCAUUCUUCACCAUCAUCACAGAGGCAGUAGGACCGCUUUUCACGCUCUCGGCGUCCCGAUAUGGCAGCCUCCAUAGGAGCCAGACACAGUAUAUGCCGUCAAAAUCGCAAAUCAUAUUCACCUUCCUCACCAUAGUAUGGCCUCUCUUUGUCAUUUCGUCAGAAGAAAGCUCCAUCAUCGCCACUGGCACUAUUUGCCCAAUCGGAUGGAGAUGGGAGCGCUCCAUUUCUCUCAUUCAGCUGCUCAAUGUUGUACUCGAUGCCGCUAUUAUAAGCCAUACGUCUCUUCUGGCUCGGGCCGCGAAAGAAGAUGAAGUCGAUAUAGCUGCUUUCUUGGGCAAACUCUCGCUUGUUGCAGCGGGGAGCAUUUUAUUGCUCUCUUUUCCGUCGUGGCUUUCUGACUCGGAGUUUAUCAUGGCAUUCCAGUUUCGGGCUCUCGAGAACCGAGACUUUGCCAUUGAUGGAUUACUAGCAACUAUCGAGAUAUUAUGCAGCAUAUCACUGCUGUCUUCUUUACAUCCAGCAUGUCUUGUCCUGCUUACGACGACUGCCGUAUUUAUGGGCUCACAGAUACCAGCUCGGAGCGUCAUUUCGGUUCUACCAUCCUCAUCUUACGACGAACUUACAAAGCACACGGCUCUUGCUAUUCUUGUAGCUGUGCCCUUGUGGUAUCUUGCAAUUCAUAGUCAUCAUAAUGAAGAUUCCGGUACAUCGCGGGAAUUAUCCAAAUGGCUCAUCAUCUGUAGUAGUGGAUUUGCACUAUUUGCAUUGGGAACAGUAACGCGACUACUAUUCUUCAAGCACUCACCAAUGAUUUCAGUCGAUGUAGCCAUCAAAUCACUUGUUUCAGAAGCAUCAGCGCAGGCAUUUUCAUGGGAGCUGCAAGCAGCAGUUAGUGUAUCAUUGGCCGAUGCUGUAAGCGAAUACACAAAGAGAUAUGGUAUCUCUCCUCCGCCAAAUUUUGACAAGUGGCACGAGUUCGCCAGAAUACAUGAUUCGGCUGUCGUGGAUCACUUUGACCAGAUCAACAAUGACUUGCUCCCAUUCUGGGGACUAGAUGCGGGGAGUAUACGUGAUCAGACAACCAGGGUCUUUGCGUAUGGAAGCUCUGAGAUGGGCGGCAUGCGCAUUAGGAAUGGAUCCGUGGAGCAGUCGCCAUAUAUACCGGGAUCACAUCGCUGGAUGACGGACUCGUUCCAAAAGAUGAUUGAACCGUUCGCUCAGUGGUUGCCUGAUAUGGACAUGGCAAUCAAUCUCGCCGACGAAUGUCGUAUGGCAGUUCCUUUCAAACAAAUGGAACAGCUGAAAGCGAAAGCCCGAAAAAAUAGAGAUAAAGUGAAAGGCCUAAAGGAAGAGAAGGGCUGGCCAGCCAGUCAAUUUUCGUCUUCCCCAUGGCCCAAAGACUUCCCGGAGCCGAAGCCUCGAGCAGCGAAUGGCGGUAAAGAUGCCAUUGAUCCCAAAUUCACGAACAAUAUUCGGAGACCAAUCUUUUACGAUUUCGUUGCCCCCUCGUGCCCACCAGAUUCUGCGGUAAAUUCCAGGCGGUGGUGGGAUUGGAGCAAAAUCUGUGUUAAUUGCAUCAGUCCACAUUCCGUAUUGACGAGCAGCGGUGCUUUGCUGGCAAACGUAUCACUUGCUCAUAAUCUUUGCCAUCAGCCGGAUGCCGCGUAUCUGGAUGGAUUUCUCAACUCGCCAUCCGCCAUGAUAGGCACAAAAGAAGUCUUCCCUAUAUUCAGCCAAGCCCGUGUUGGCGGCUUCUCGGACAUUUUGAUUCCAUCUCCAUGGAAUUUUGAUGAAAAGAGUGAAUUCAAGGAGGACAGUGGCAUGGCAUGGAAAGAAAAGAUGAAUGGCUUGUUCUGGCGUGGAUCGCCGUCGGAUGGCUUUUCGGCUCAUGGACGAUGGCCAGGCUUCUUGCGACCAAGGUUUGUGCACGAAGCUUAUAAAAAGACCGUAUCAUUGCAAACUUCUGGUACAAAGUCUCCAAUGAGUGUUAAUGUCUCUUUCACUGGAGAAAUAUCUAAAUGCGACGGAAGGGAAUGUGCCGUUGAAUCAGAAAUAUAUGAGAAAUGGGGGUUGGCGACAAUGGAUAAACAUUCAUCCAACACAGAAGCCACCCGGCUACCUCCCAGCGUUCCAUUUGAAGAGCAUUGGCGAUACCGUCAUUUGAUGGACAUGGACGGCGCAGGUUUCAGCGGUCGUUUUCUUCCCUUCCUAGAAAGCCGCAGCUUGCCUUAUCGCGCUGCCGUCUUUCGCACCUGGUAUGACGAGCGACUUCAAGCUUGGCAUCAUUAUGUCCCCGCGGACCUGAGGCUUGGCUCGGGAUUUUGGUCUGUUUUUGAGUUUUUCAGUGGAGGUUCUAAUGAUAAGGCCAGUCAAGGGCCUGAUAUGGCUAAGAAGAUUGCGGAACAAGGUAGAGACUGGACGCGCAAAGCGCUGAGGAAAGAGGACAUGCAGAUUUACAUGUUUCGCUUGUUGUUAGAAUGGGGAAGGAUUACACACGAUGAAAGAGAGCACCUUGGGUUUACGAUAUAGAUGGUUAGAUCGAGUAUUAUAGCGGGAUAACUGAUCUCUGUUUUUUUUAUGUGACAUUUAUACU